CCUCUGCCAAUAAUUCAGUAGUUGAUGUUGAACGUGGUGGAUUUUUGGCUUGGGGCGCCGCCGUUAAAGAAAAUGCAAAAAUAAUUAUAGCUAACCAGAAGAGUGACGUUGACUCUGAUAAUUAUCAGCUUUGGCGUUAUGAUGACGGUUGGCUGGUUAAUAAACAAUCAACCUUAUGUUUAGAUGCUGGGUCGGGGUGCAAUCUCGUCCUUUGCCGUAAGAAAAGCGAUAAUAAACAGCGAUGGAUCCUUACUCAAGAUGGGCGUAUUGCCUUACAAUCCCAACAAAACCUUGUGCUUGAAAUUAAAGGUUCACAUGUUGUGCUCGCUGACAAUAAGGCGAGAACCUUUAGGGAUGGCCCACACUCUCAAUUUGCCAUAUUACCGGUUCAUUCUGCGAAAAAAAUCGGUGUGAUUAGAUUAGAAUUGAUAGAGGCUGAAAACUUAAAAAGUGUUGAUUCUUUUCUUGGUGGUGGAAAAUCUGAUCCUUAUGUUCGAGUAUUUCAUGAAAGUAAUGCUAAAGAUAUUAUCGCUCAGACUAGAUUUUUAGAUUGCAAUUUGAAUCCUGUGUGGGAGGAAAUUUUCUAUUUACCUGUUAUGACCAUUGGUGACAAGUUUAUUUUGGAAGUGAUGGAUUUUAACACUUUAUUAAGUCAUAAAUCACUUGGCCAGUGCUGUUUUGAAGUUACUAAUGAACUUGUCAAAAAGAAUUCGGAGAAUGUUUAUGAAGAAACUUUAAAAGACAUCGACAUACUUUCUACCCAAGGAAAGAUUCAUUAUAAAGUGAAAUUUUUCCCGCUUAAACCUCUUCCUAAGCCUACUCCCGAUUUUCUUGCCACUCUUAAAGAGAAACCUUUUGAUCGUUCAACGCUUUAUACUCUUGUUGCUUUACAGGCUCCAAAUGGUGGUUUCCCUCCUUCCGAUGAUUUAGCAAAUUUAUUUGGUUUUGAUUCACAAGAUCGUCUUAUAGAUUUAUACAAAUCUCAAUGUUGUGAUGAACGGAUUUUAAAGAAACAACCUACCGUGUGGAUUACUAUUAUGAUCUCAUGGUUCUUACGUUUCUUAUUGAAAGAUUGUCGAAGUGAAUGGAGUGGUGUCAAUGAACGUGCUGAAAAAUACGUUAAUAAGGAAAUUAACGACUUAGAACUUGAAGAAAUUGCUGUUGAUACUGGCAGAAAAGUUGUUUGCGACAGAUUUGAAAUUGAGGAUGAUAAAAAAUUAAUUUCUCGAGAAACUAUCGCGACCGUUCAUGUUAAGCGUAUUCUUCAAUGUCUACAAAGUAAUGGAUCAUAUCAAUAUAUUGAUUAUUUAGCAAAAUUCUUCGGUUACGAAAACACAAGUAAACUCCGUACGGCAUUCAUUGAAUAUAAAAAUCGUCACACCAAAUCACAAAAACUCUCUCAAAUAAAUGCCCAAACUUGGAGGUCAAUAAUUGUACUUUAUUUCUACCGUUAUAUUGCCAUCGAUCAGAAGAAUGAAUGGUAUCCAUCAUACGAGAAAACUUAUAGAUGGAUAUGGGCUCAGUUUAAGGGGAAUGAAUCCCUUGAACAAGAAGCUUUUCAAAUCGUUCAAUCAUUUAUCAAAGAGUGUUAUGGUAUAAAUGAUGAUGUUUUGGAGAUGGAUCUUAAAUUCGAAGGAGAAAUUAAUUUAAUGAUUUCCUCUAUUAAGAAUAAGAAUCCUCAAGUCCGAGAAAUUGAUGGUG
Messenger RNA from Scutellospora calospora, 1701 nucleotides. NCBI's taxonomy places the organism in Eukaryota, Fungi, Glomeromycota, Glomeromycetes, Diversisporales, Gigasporaceae. The record is from the annotation of a GenBank genome assembly.